AUGUUGGGUGUCCUGCGAACUGCACUUCGUCCCAAUGCUCGCGCAAGCCAACGCUGCUUUUCUACUCUUUCAGUACGAUUCCAGGAUGCUUCGCGUAGCAAGAUCAUGACCCCGGCAGCCGCCGUGGCUGAUAUUAAGCCUGGUGCCAAGGUCAUGGUCGGUGGUUUUGGUCUGUGUGGUGUGCCGCGCACACUCGUUGACGAAUGUGCGAAACGCCCCGACCUUAAGGACCUUCAUGUUUUCACGAAUAACCUUGGCACUCCCAACCAUGGUGUCGGUGUUUUCGGUACGCGUAGGAUGAUGAAGUCCGUCACAGGAUCGUUCUUGGGUGGCAACCGGGAAGUCGGUGACCAGUUCUUCAACGGCGAGGUUCAACUGAACCUUGUGCCGCAGGGUACAUUCGCCGAGCGCAUUCGUGCCGGCGCUGCUGGUAUUGCAGCAUUCUUCACGCCUACCGGCUAUGGUACAGCCGUGCAGAAGGGUGAGCUUGUUCUUAAGUAUGAAAAGAAGGACGGUAAGGCUGUGCCAGUCAUGACGUCCAAGCCGCGUGAAGUGCGCUCGUUUGACGGCCGUGACUAUAUCCUCGAAGAGGCUAUUCAUGCUGAAUACGCUCUCGUGCACGCGCGCAAGGCCGAUGAGUCUGGUAACCUUGUUUUCCACUCCACGGCACGCAACUUCAACGACCCGAUGGCACGGAACGCACGCAUUACCAUCGUUGAGGCUGAAGAAAUCGUGCCUGUAGGUGCGCUGUCGUCGGAUGAAAUCCACUUGCCGUCUAUCUAUGUGGACCGGAUCGUGAAGGCUGAGCUGCCACUCGAAGUUGAAAAGGUUUGCCUCUCGAAGGCUGAAGAUGAGCCUCGUAAGUUCACAAGUCGCGAGGUGAUUGCGUCGCGCGCUGCGAAGGAGCUGUCCGAUGGUAUGUUUGUCAACUUGGGUGUUGGCAUGCCAAACCUGGUUCCGUCGUUCUUGCCGAAGGACGUCAGGGUGCAUGUUCAUACUGAGAAUGGUCUGCUCGGCGUCGGUCCUUACCCGGCCAAGGAAGAAGAUGUUCACACGGAUAUCAUCAAUGCUGGCAAGGAAUCGAUUACAGAGCUCCCUGGAGCUGCUGCCUUUGAUUCCGUCGCGAGUUUCGACAUUGUGCGUGGCGGUCACCUUGACGUGACCAUGUUGGGCGCUCUGCAGGUCACGGCGAACGGUGACUUGGCUAACUACAUGAUCCCUGGCAAGUUUGUGUCGGGCAUGGGUGGCGCAAUGGACCUUGUGUCGAGCCCCGACAGUACUCGCGUCAUUGUGCUGACGGACCACACUGACAAGUACGGCAAGCCAAAGGUUGUUGCCAACACGGAGCUUCCACUUACCGGUGUGCGUUGCGUCAGUAUGAUUAUUACGGAUCUCGCUGUGUUCGAGGUUGACCGCAAGAACGGUGGCCUGACCCUCGUUGAGCUGCAACCUGGUGCCACGAUCGAGCAGGUCCGUGAAAAGACGGGUGCUCCAUUCAAGGAGGCUUUGUAA
Malassezia globosa CBS 7966 is the source of this 1512-nucleotide messenger RNA. RefSeq lists its product as uncharacterized. Bases 1 to 1512 code for a protein of 503 amino acids. Gene Ontology annotation, molecular function: succinyl-CoA:3-oxo-acid CoA-transferase activity. The record is from RefSeq and is a predicted model, not a curated record. The transcript has a single exon. Lineage: Eukaryota; Fungi; Basidiomycota; Malasseziomycetes; Malasseziales; Malasseziaceae. Gene Ontology annotation, biological process: ketone body catabolic process.